This is a messenger RNA of Coregonus sp. 'balchen', 12839 nucleotides long. NCBI's taxonomy places the organism in Eukaryota, Metazoa, Chordata, Actinopteri, Salmoniformes, Salmonidae. The record is from the annotation of a GenBank genome assembly.
AUGACAGGCUGCCAUUUACCUCUAGUGAUGAAGUCUUCAACAGGCCUGGCUGUCCACACUGAGGUGAGUUAUGACCCCUUUAGACCUGCUUUAACUGGUUUCCUGGAGGAUUUGGGCCUGUCUUGUGGAGAACUAUCCUUAGAGCAGCUCUACCUCUCAAUGUGACCUGUUAUGCUGUAUCUAACAAGCCAAAUUGUUACACAUAAGUAAACAUUUUAACAAUACCCAAUUGUUAUCAAUCAAUUGUAUUGGUUUUAUGCUUUAUUGAUGAUGUUGUGGAUAGCUCAAUAGAUAGACUAAUAGUACGGAUUACAAUUAUACUAACAUGGCAAUUUUUUAUGUCUGAUUCAAACAUCACAUUUUUUAAAGAAGAAAUUGUCUUGAAGCCAAAUUUGGGAACCUGGAAUUUAGUCUUGAGGGAAAUAAGUCACUCAGUGACACAGAACAAGAAUAUCUCAGGUCCACUCUACCUCAUUUCUUUCCUCUCUCUCACUUUACCUCUCUCCCUCCCAUGCCGCUCUCCUCUCCAUCUCUCAAACACUCUCUCUGUCUUCGAGCUCCUAAUAGCUAUUUUAUUACCUCACCUACUCAGUUACCUAAGUACAGUGCAUUGGGAAAGUAUUCAGACCCCUGGACUUUUUCCACAUUUUGUUACGUUAAAGCCUUAUUCUAAAAUGGAUUAAAUUGUUUUUUCCCCUCAUCAAUCUACACACAAUACCCCAUAAUGACAAAGCAAAAACAGGUUUUUAGACAUUGUUGCAAAUGUAUAAAAAAAAAAAAAACGGAAAUAUCACAUUUACAUAAAUAUUCAGACCCUUUACUCAGUACUUUGUUGAAGCACCUUUGGCAGCGAUUACAGCCUUGAGUCUUCUUGGGUAUGACGCUACAAGCUUGGCACACCUGUAUUUGGGGACUUUCUCCCAUUCUUCUCUGCACAACUCAAGCUCUGUCAUGUUGGAUGGGGAGCGUCGCUGCACAGCUUUUUUCAUGUCUCUCCAGAGAUGUUCUAUCGGGUUCAAGUCCGGGCUCUGGCUGGGCCACUCAAGGACAUUCAGAGACUUGUCCCAAAGACACUCCUGCAUUGUCUUGAUUGUGUGAUUAGGGUCGUUGUCCUGUUGGAAAGUGAACCUUUGCCCCAGUCUGAGGUCCUGAGCGCUCUGGAGCAGGUUUUCAUCAAGGAUCUCUCUUUACUUUGCUCCAUUCAUCUUUCCCUCGAUCCUGACUAGUCUCCCAGUCCCUGCCGCUGAAAAACAUCCCCACAGCAUGAUGCUGCCACCACCAUGCUUCGCCGUAGGGAUGGUGCCAGCUUUCCUCCAGACGUGAUGCUUGGUAUUCAGGCCAAAGACUUCAAUCUUGGUUUCAUCAGACCAGAGAAUCUUGUUUCUCAUGGUCUGAGAGUCCUUUAUGUGCCUUUUGGCAAACUCCAAGUGGGCUGUCAUGUGCCUUUUACUGAGGAGUGGCUUUCGUCUGGCCACUCUACCAUAAAGGCCUGAUUGGUGGAGUGCUGCAGAGAUGAUUGUCCUUCUGGAAUGUUCUCACAUCUCCACAGAGGAACUCUGGAGCUCUGUCAGAUUGACCAUCGGGUUCUUGGUCACCUCCCUGACCAAGGCCCUUCUCCCCCGAUUGCUCAGUUUGGCCGAGGGGCCAGUUCUAGUCUUGGUGGUUCCAAACUUCUUCCAUUUUAGAAUGAUGGAGGCCACUGUGUUCUUGGGAACCUUCAAUGCUGCAGAAAUGUUUUGGUACCCUUCCCCAGAUCUUUGCCUCGACACAAUCCUGUCUCGGAGCUGUACGGACAAUUCCUUCAAUCUCAUGAGUUGGUUUUUGCUCUGACAUGCACUGUCAACUCUGGGACCUUAUAUAGACAGGUAUGUGCCUUUCCAAAUUAUGUCCAAUCAAUUUAAUUGAUUGGUCCUCUGUAGCUCAGCUGGUAGAGCACGGCACUUGUAAUGCCAGGGUAGUGGGUUCGAUCCCCGGGACCACCCAUACACAAAAAUGUAUGCACGCAUGACUGUAAGUCGCUUUGGAUAAAAGUGUCUGCUAAAUGGCAUAUUAUUAUUAUUAUUAUAUUAUUAUAUAUUAUUAUUAAUUUACCACAGGUGGACUAUAAUCAAGUUGUAGAAACAUCUCAAGGAUGAUCAAUGGAAACAGGAUGCACCUGAGCUCAGUUUCAAGUCUCAUAGCAAAGGGUCUGAAUACUCAUAUAAAUAAGGUAUUUCUGUUUUUUAUUUUUUAUACAUUUGCAAAAAUUUCUAGAAACCUGUUUGUGCUUUGUCGUUAUGGGAUAUUGUGUGUAGAUUGAUGAUAAUUUUUUUUGUAUAUAUCAUUUUUAGAAUAAGGCUGUAACGUAACAAAAUGUGGGAAAAGGGAAGGGGCCUGAAUACUUUCCGAACACACUGUAUAUAUUCCUCAACCAUGUUCACGCUAUAUGUCCUCUCUCUAUGCAGGUCCACUCCAUUUCUCCCUUGUCUCCCUCUUUCGCUCUUCCAUCUCUGCCUCUUGCAGCUUUUAGCCAACUCAUGUUUGACAUUCAGUGGGCAAAUAUUGGGCUUUUUAGCUAGUUCUGUCCAGGAGCGAUACGAGCUCCAGUUUUAGUUAACGGUGGCUGAACAUCCCUGCCCCGAGAGCGCCUGUCAGUCCAUCCACAUCACGAGUCAGCGCACGGGGAGGAGAGGGAGGGGAGGGUUCUGAUAUUUCUUAAUCUCUUGUUUCUUCCUAUCUAUUUUUCUAAGGGAUUAUUUGUGUAUUAGUAUUAUCAUUAGAUAUUAGUAUUGUACUAUUUACACUUACUUCACUGUUGGAGCUAGAAACAAGCAUUUCGCUGCACCUGCUUUAACAUCUGCUAAUCUGUGUAAAUAAAUACACUUUGAUUUGAUUGAGAUUUUUGGGGUAUGGACAGGAAUGGGGUUUUGUGCACUUAAUUGUAGGCUGUAAUAGUUUAAUUCCUGUUUUAACAGUAGGCCUACAAUACAUCUUGAUUUACAAUACAAUUCACCCACAGCUCUUAAGAAUAGAGGUAGUAUUCUCUUUCAUUGUACCCCCUCCUGACCAUACUAAUAGCUUUCUUAAUGGAGGAUCACAGCAUUAAUUAAGAUAUUCUUACAUUUUAGUCAUUUAGCAGACGCUCUUAUCCAGAGCGACUUACAUUGGUGUAUUCAUCUUAAGAUAGCUAGGUGAGACAACAACAUAUCACAGUCGUAGUAAGUACAUUUUCCCUCGACAAAGUUGUUAUCAGCAAAGUCACUGCUAGUAGGAAAAGACAAGUGCAUUUUUUUUCUUAAUGGAGGAUCUCAGCAUUAAUGAAGACUGUAACCUAUCGCAUAUAGAGAGCCUUUGUACUGGCGGAACGUCCCUCGGAAAACACUUCAACAGGGACUAUUCAAGUCAAAUGGAUUGUGAUCACUGUUGUGAGCCAGUUAAAGUGAGUGUUCCCUUUUUCUGUCUUUGGCAAAAUAUCAAGCAGCUUGUUUAAAUGUCAGAGUGUAGGGUUUGGCAGAGACAGGGGUAGGGGUAGGGAGUGGAGAGAGGGGAUGUGGCUGUGAAACAUUACCCUUUCAGAAUCAAGAAUGACUGCGGCUAAUUAACAGAGCUUAUGUCACAUUCAUGUCAAUGACCUUAUCCAGGGGGCUGGGGUGACGGGAGGGGACUGAGCCUUGAAGGUUGUACAGGUAAAUAGUGUGGUUGUUUAUUCAUAUGCUGUACAGUACGUUCCAAACCCAAGAGUCAUAUACAACCACAGCCCUGGUGAAGCAGUCAUGUAUGGUAGCAAGUGGGCAGUACAACCCUGUUACACUCUAAAACUGUGCAGGUGCAUGGUUUUAAAAACUUUUGGGGUGACAGAACACUAAAUCGCCCCGCAGAAAAGCAUCUGUUACUUCCCUUGUAGUUUUAGGGAGGGAAAAACAACUUUGUGGAAGAUCGAGGACUUUCACUCCUAAGACCUGAGAAACAAAAUAAAGGUUGUUCUCACACUACUUGCUAUUCAGGCUGAGUGAUUUAGACUUCUAUUUUUUGACAUUCCUCUCUCAAUGUUUUCCUCCCAAAAUAUUCACUUUCAAACAUGAGUGAACAUAAUUAUAGCAUCUCCCUCCACACCCGCUCGGCUCUAAUCUUCAUUUCAUCCAGCUCUGUGAGGACUGCAGUCUUCCGUUGACUGACCUUGCGGUGUGUUUCCUCAUCUUUUGAAAUGCAAUUAAUUUGCCUCUACCUGAGGAGUGGGAGUGUGUCGUACUGUCGUCUCACUCCAAACACAGCUCCAGUGAUUAAUACACUACAGUAGCUAUCUCCACCAAGCAGUACAGCAGAGCAGAGUACUAUCCCUACUCUCCCCACUUAGAGAGCUGCCUUAAUACACACUGACAGGCAUCACCUCGUCAUCUCGACUGUCCUCCAGGGCUGCUUAUGUAAGGCCUGUCUGCCUGGCUGAGGAGGAAGGAUGGUGAUCAGCAGUGGAAUCUAAACUAAAAAGGCUGUGUCCUUGGGAUUGACUAUGUGUUUUAUAGCCCCAGGCAGAGCAAUGUUAGGGUCAGACAUUAUUAUCCAGAGUUGUCCCUAGAGUUAGUCCUGGCUAUUUCCCUCAUGGGAAUCUCGGUCCUAUGCAAUUCCCAAUGGCAACCAGAAGCCCAUCAAAUGUCAUUCAAUGCCACCCCUGUCCAAUGUCAACAGUCCUCUUGCCCUUAAAUCCAUAACUUUGGCACCAACGCAAAGCUCUGAUUCCUUCUACACCAGUCAGAUAAGGACAGAGAAGUAAUGUAUAGGUAUCAUAUAUAAGGCUAUGGUAUCAAUGGGAUUGUAGAUGGAGGCAGUACCUCAGAGAUGCAUAUCCCCGCUCAAAUUAAUAGUCCAACACAGAGAGAGAGGCGAGCGCUGUGGGGAGUUACAGAGAUGGCAAGUUACACCCAGCCAGACAAAGUGAGAGAUUAGGCAGAGCUUUGCUGCUAAGACCUUUCCGCUGAACAGAGAGUCUGUAGAGGAGCCUUGAGAAGAGCAAUUCACUUUCAGCAGUCUCUGCCCUAAUCGACACAGACAGAGCAAACAGGGAAGCCAUGUUGGAUCGUACAGGGCUGCCAGGGCUCUAGGGUUACUUCAGUGAGGCUCCAACCCCUGACUCCUGGCUUCCACAAUUCGGCGCCCCUCUCCUGAGUGAUAUGGCUCGAUAGGCAGGUGGACACACUAGACAGACUGCCUACCUCCGGCAGGAACGGUCAUUACUACUCCCUCCCUCCUGGUGGUGGUUCUCAGUCACUGAUCAGAUCCCACUACAUCAGCAGAACAGCAUGGGUCUUGAUUUCCAUCAAGAAAUAAGUGAUAUGGAUCUUGGAAAUGCAACCAAACACAAUUCAUACUCAUUGAUGGUGUUCCUUGUAGUUUAGUCGCUUGGCCUUGGUCUCUCUAUAACUGUUGUAAUAGAACUGCACCCUACAGAUCUGUUGACUGUUGUAAUAGAACUGCACCCUACAGAUCUGUUGACUGUUGUAAUAGAACUGCACCCUACAGAUCUGUUGACUAUUGUAAUAGAACUGCACCCUACAGAUCUGUUGACUAUUGUAAUAGAACUGCACCCUACAUAUCUGUUGACUGAUGUAAUAGAACUGCACCCUACAGAUCUGUUGACUGUUGUAAUAGAACUGCACCCUACAGAUCUGUUGACUGUUGUAAUAGAACUGCACCCUACAGAUCUUUUGACUGUUGUAAUAGAACUGCACCCUACAGAUCUGUUGACGGUUGUAAUAGAACUGCACCCUACAUAUCUGUUGACUGUUGUAAUAGAACUGCACCCUACAGAUCUGUUGACUGUUGUAAUAGAACUGCACCCUACAGAUCUGUUGACUGUUGUAAUAGAACUGCACCCUACAGAUCUGUUGACUAUUGUAAUAGAACUGCACCAUACAGAUCUGUUGACUGUUGUAAUAGAACUGCACCCUACAGAUCUGUUGACUGUUGUAAUAGAACUGCACCCUACAGAUCUUUUGACUGUUGUAAUAGAACUGCACCCUACAGAUCUGUUGACGGUUGUAAUAGAACUGCACCCUACAGAUCUGUUGACUGUUGUAAUAGAACUGCACCAUACAGAUCUUUUGACUGUUGUAAUAGAACUGCAUCCUACAGAUCUGUUGACUGUUGUAAUAGAACUGCACCCUACAGAUCUGUUGACUAUUGUAAUAGAACUGCACCCUACAGAUCUGUUGACUGUUGUAAUGGCGCUAGAAAGCGUCUGCUAAAUGGCAUAUUAUUAUUAUUAUUAAGAGAGUGUCAACAUUCUGAAAGCAUUAGCUAAUCCUUUGUUUGUAUACGGCUGAAUUCCUUGGAAACCAUUCGGAGUAUAUCAACAGUCACCAAGAGACAUACUACUCCUAGUGUAGAUAUAACAGGCUCUGCUGGUCUGGUCUGUGGAGGCACUUCGAUCCACAGCCAGCCAGAGGAUGUUUUACCACUGCAAAAAUAACCCCUCUACAAAUUACAAUCCUUCCCUGCAGCCAAUGGAAAGGCAACAACAUGGGCAUGUGCGUGUGUGUGGAAUCUAUAUUAGAUAUAACAUCAGUGUGCCACACCACCCCUCCCAAACCAGCAUUGCCUUCCCCAAGAGCUACUGUACAAUCGAUGACACUGAGCAGGCAUCAGGUUUUUUUUUUAUAUGCUGGGCCCGGUCCUGAUCCACUAUUGUAGCAUAUAAUCUAAUUGGAGCUGGCAACCAAUUCCCUGCUGUGCUCUGGACGCAUGGCAGCCAGGAGUGAGAUACACGUCAAGGAACUCAAUGGCCUUGGCUUUAUAAAUCCUACUGCUUUUUUCUCCUCCUCUCCUUCAUUGCUGCUGUCCAUCUAACACAGCCUUUUUAGGAUGUCUCCAUACUCAACUAAGCAUGCCAAACAGGGCUGUGAGUCAGAGGGCUAGGACAGAUGGAGUAGGUCUGUCCACUGUUGAGAAUUUACAUGAUGUACGGUAUGUGUUUCCAUGUUUUCGUAGUAAUGGGUUGAUUCAGAUGCUGUCUUUGGCAGGAAAUGCCUGCUUUCUCACAGUGCUGAGGUGAUUACAUGGAGAAAUGCAGGAGUGCAACCCCAGUGCAUGUUGUGUUUGAAUACGGUUGUGAAAAUAAUGUAAACAACUGAAGAAGGUGUGGCUGCUGGUGGCUAUCAAAACAAAGUCAGCAUAUUUGAACUACACUCGCCCCAACCCUUCUCUCAUAAAAACCCAGUGUUAAUUACUUAAGUAUGAAUUAUUUAGUAUUUUAAUGACUCAAUGAAAUAUAAAUGGUCCGGAUCAAUAGGGCGCUCCAUCAGAGCAGCCUGGGGACUCCCCAUGGGGAGGGGGAUAGGACCAGGGAAGGGCUCCUAUUCUCCAGGCCAGACCACAUAGUGACACUGGGGUUGGACCACAGACACUGACCCAAAGCAGUAUGCUGCAUCAGCGCUAUCCUCACAGCACCCAGGAGAGAUGCAUUAGCCUAGCCAUCCACUGGUGCAUGGUUAACCUUCUGACCAGCAGCCACAUUUAUCAAAGGUGCAUAAGCACCAAAAAGACCAUCAUUGCAUGUGGUGCUUUUCCGCAAAGGUUGGUGUUUAUCCAAUUUUAACUUGACAGGAAAGUGUGCAUAUCUCCACGCAAAUUCUAGACCAUGUGUACGCACACCCUCUAGUGGUUGAAGAAUUGUAUUACAAGCAAACAUUGUUCUUUUGGGGGACAUUUAGGUGUUUGAGGAAACAUAAAUUAUAAAAAUGGUAGGCUAAUGAUGAAACAGAUGUUUUUGCCGUUGGUAAGGAGCUCGCAUAGCAGCAAUGGGUUUGUUUGACUUUUAUUAUAUGGGCCUAAAUCAUAAUCAUAUUUUCUGACAUGACUGUUUUAUUCCCGUUACACAACAAAUAUUUGGCUACCAUUUAUCCAUCAUCAUUCAAUAGCCAAGCAUGCUCGAAAGUAAAUUCACCGGUAGCCUAGACUGUAUAGUAGGUUGCAAUAUUUCUGUGACUGAGAUAGGAGCGCGACAUCAUAGCCUAUUUAAUCUCAGAGCCUAUACCAAGAUAGGAGAUAGAAACACAAUCAUCUAUUGACAAACUAAAUAUUGAACAACCAUUAGUAUUUUGCAUAGUGUGAGCUGUAGCAUUUACUUUUAAAAUGUUUGAAAAGCCAAUCAAUCAUGCAGAAUACGCAGCCAGUGUUUGCCACUCGCUAUAGGCGAUUAGGCGGCAUGCAUUAUUUGUUUGAAAAAGUCACUGCAAAAGAUUAAAACAUUCUGCCCACACCUCUAUUGCACUUUCCAACAUUUCCAAAUCAUACAGCAAAUGAGUUUUUUUUUAUUUCCAUAAAAUGUGAAUGAAUGGAGGGCGUUUUCCAGGCGGGGUUGUAGCGCUCAUUCACCAGCACCCAAAUAUAAUAUGGAUCUGAUUUAUCAAUGAAACAUGCGUAUGUUGCGUGCGACAGUUUGAUAAAUCCCAAUCAUUUGUGGCGCACACAAAUCCUAGAAUUUCCUCCUAUGCCAUAAUUUAGUAAGAAAUGUACGCACGGUUGAUCAAUUAGGUCCCUGGAGUUUGUACUGGUAAUGUGAGCUGGUCAGGGAAAACGCUAAACCCCAGCCAUUUAGUCUCAGUGGUGUGUGUGUGCAUACAGUAUGACGUGAUGUUCAAUCAAAGCAUUGGUAGACAUUGUUUUAUAGACAUUUGCGCCAUCUAGUGGUAUAUUACCUGACAUGCAUGUUGUUUUUGUAGACAGAGAAGCUUUCCGUUUCUGAUUCCAGUUCAAACCUAGACGAAUACAUCAGAUAAUUAUUUUUUUUAAAUUAGUCACAACAGAGAAAAAAAAAGUACAAAACAAACAGUUCACAAGAUAAUAAUAAUUUGUUCUUAAUUGACCUGCCUGGUACAAAUAAAAUAAAUCCACCACAGUAUGUCAAUGUUUUGCCUCUAAACAAACAGAAACUACUCUGUCACUGUGGUUCAAGCGUAAACAGACAGCUGUACUUUGGAGUAUGUGAGAGUGUGUCCAUAGUGUGUGUUUCUCUGCAUUGGGCAUUGUGAUACCAGAGUAUCAGAUCAGACAGGGAUGGCAAAAGUUGACCUAUUUCUCCUCUUAAGUGUGAUGCUGCUAGACUGCCGGCUGGGCUGGGGAGGUAAGUCCUACUCUGACUGCUGAUGGUUUCAGUAGGUUUCUCACUAGUAACAAGCUGACUCUCAGUUAUACACCAGCCGUAACUGUAAAAAACAGCCUUACCAUCUCCCUCUGGCCUUCCAGCCCCAGUGUUCCUGUCGGGCCAGGCAGCAGACAGCGUGCUGAGGAGACAGAGGCGCCACAACACAGGGAUGUUCGAAGAGAUGUUAUGGGGGAACCUGGAGAGAGAGUGUCUGGAGGAGAGGUGUGACCUGGAGGAGGCCAGGGAGACCUUUGAGAAUGAAGAGAAGACAGUGAGUGUGUGUGGAUGUGUGAGGACGUGUGUGUGUGGUGGGGUUAGACUCCACCUUGAAUACAGUAUUGUGUAAUGAAUGGGUUAACUUAUGAUAUUCUGAAGAUUCUGUAUUUAUUUUUCAGAUGGAGUUUUGGGUCGGUUAUGAAGGUAAGGCUUUGCUUAAUGAUUAACUGCCAACUGUGUUGGCACAGACAGAGAGGAUUAAGCUGUGACUCAGAGCUGUGUGUGGUGUGUACUGUGUAGGUUUCAAACUGUAGUGUUUAGCAGUAUGAAACUUAGUGUAACGUCAAUUGUGUCAAUAAUUCUCCAUUAUGUCUCAGAUGGGGACCAGUGUAAGUCAUCCCCCUGUCUGAAUCAGGGCUCCUGUAAAGACCAGAAGGCCUCCUAUACCUGCAGCUGUCUACGAGGCUUCACUGGGACGAACUGUGAGAUAGGUACAGUAAUAACAUUGUAAUGGCCUUGACAAAUGUCCUCCAUUUCACUCGGUUCGGGCCAGGUUUGUCCAGCUCAUACCAGUUGAGGACGGUCUAUGCAAUCUCUGCCUGGACGUCACUCCUAAAACAUUACAAUAACACGGUUGUAAAACCACAUGUUGGCCAUGACAAUCGAAACCAUACUUACUUAUUCUAUUUGUUAUAUUAUGUAACAUUAUUUAACAUGCCUCAUCUCUUUAGACGUGGGUUGAUGAUGCAGGUUUCUCCCCACAGUAACAGCCAGGCAGUGUGAGAUAAAUAAUGGAGAAUGUAUGCACUUCUGUGAGAGCCUGGGCAUCUUUGGGGCAGAGUGUAGCUGUGCAGAGGGCUACAAGCUGGCACAGGAUGGAGUCAACUGCAAACCUGAAGGUAACCACAACAUUCACACGUCUUGUCAUACAUUUACCAUAAUCUUACUAAAGUACUGUGUAGCAACACGUUAAUACAGUAGUGUGAUUACAACGUUACUAUAUUGGUGUAGAGUAACUUGAUGUAUAACUUGAUGUAGUGUUACCAUCAGUCCUCCUUACUUUGGAUCUGUAUGUCGCCAGUGGCGUUCCCUUGUGGCAGAGACAGGCGGACUGUGAUCGCAGAAAUGUCUAGGAGAUCAUUACUGGCCCUGCAGAAUACAACAUCAGAUGCCAACGUCACUACAACCCCCUCCCUCACCCCAGCCCCAGUCAAUACCACCACAGCCCCUCCUCCCAGAACCACAGCCUCUAGAAUAGCCCCGUCUCGCAUCAGGCGGCCCCUCAGGGUGUAUGGUCCUCAGCACACCAGGCUCCCCGUCGAAGAAAACAACUCCAGAACACGUAUUGUAGGUGGCAACACAGUCACCCCUGGAGACAUCCCAUGGCAGGUAAGAGAUGAGAAGAUACCUUGAUGCACUAUGCACGGGUAUGUGUAUGUUUAAGUGUCUUUGGGUCUUUGGAAAGAGCUAUAUACAAUCCAUAUAUUAUUAUUACCAUGUAAAGGCCGAUGUAUGUAACGGGCCCUCCUUGCUCUCUACUCCCCCAGGCAGCUCUGGUGCAGAGGCCCAGUGGUCAGGUGUUCUGUGGGGGCUCUAUCCUCAGUCAGCUGUGGGUCAUCACUGCUGCCCACUGUCUGGUGGAGGGACAGCAGGGAUCCUUUUUCGUCAGAGUGGGUAAGGCACAAUUCCGCGUUGUUUUUUUUUUAGCUCAACUACAGUACGUUUUCACUACUUUACACAGGACCGGGUUUCUAAGUGUAUGGUGUGUAUCUAUUUCAUUGUAUCUAUGACUAAAACUACAUUCUCUACUAGGAUGAUUAAUAUUGAUUGAUUACUAGAUUGCUUAAUUUAUUGAGUUAUUGUACCUCUCCAGGGGAGCAUAACAUCUAUGCCAUAGAGGGCAUGGAGCAGGACCACGAGGUGUCGAAGCAGUACAAACAUCCGCUCUAUGACUCCCAGCAGAGUCUGUACAACCACGAUAUCGCCCUGCUGCGCCUCCACACCCCCAUCACCUUCUCCUCCCACACCAGACCCAUCUGCCUGGGGCCCAAGGUCUUCACCGAGGACCUGGUGAAGGAUCAGUCCCCGGCUACGGUCAGCGGCUGGGGUCGCACACGCUUCCAGGGGGCCACGUCUCACACAUUACAGAAGGUAGAGGUGCCAUUUACAGAGAGGACACAGUGUAAGGAGAGCAGUAGUGCCCGUAUCACCAAGUAUAUGUUCUGUGCCGGCUAUGCUCACGUGGCCAAAGACUCGUGCCAGGGGGACAGCGGGGGUCCCCAUACCAACCGUUACCAUGACACCUGGUUCCUGACAGGGAUAGUGAGCUGGGGGGAGGAGUGUGCCAAGGAUGGGAAGUAUGGGGUGUACACCAGAUUGUCGCAUUACUAUAGAUGGAUACGUCAAGUCAUGUUAAUGACCAAGCGCAUGCUGCAUGACGUCCUGGAUGACUAAACCCUGACCUUUGACCCUUAGGGCCCACGCUGGCCUGUUUUGUUCCAGGUCUUAUGGGGGUUCAAUCAAAAGAUGUGUCCAUUUGGUAUUCAAAGAGAGAGCUUCAUCUUGCAGCUUCUUACAUCCAUCUGCUGGUGAAGAUACACUUUACAUGAUAGAGACCUGUAUGGCGAACAGAUGCCUAUGCCUACUGAACAUAUAUUAUACUUAUUCAGAAAACCAAAGCUAUAAUUUACUGGCAAAUGGCUGUAUGCAAGCAACUAACACUGCUUUAUGGUAUUCUACUAUAGAAAAAAACAAACUCUAAGGCGUAGAACAAACCUGUAUUAUUUCAAUAAAUACUUUAUUUGUUCUAUAUACAAUACUGAAGCUGUAUAAAAAAGCAGCCAAUCAACAACAAUGACUGUAGAGCAAUAAUACAAACCUGAAACCUGCCAUGUUCAGUCAUUAUUCAGUUAGCCAUGCUAUUUUCUCCUAUGAGAAACACUUAGCAACCAGCUUACAGCGCUUGUCAAAGACACACAGCAUUUUCAAGCAUAUUUUUGUCUCUAUUUUUGAACAUCACAAUUCAGUGCAAAAUGUGCAGCAUUUUGGAUCAGAGGAGCCCCCCAAAAAAGAAAACCCAGCUAAUUCUGCCAUAUGAGGAGGAGAGAAACCUAUUGAUGCAAUGCGUGGCAGUAAAGCAGGACUCCAUUAAGGGUAUAUAGAUAUCAUUUCACGGGGCUGCAUAGCUGCCUACUGCCGCAAAGUAACAACUUGAUAGCAAAAUAAAUGAAUUAAUAAGAAGACAUUAGUAGUGUGGAGCUGCGCUCCCGCUGCUUUCCAGGCUCAUUUCCACAUCAAACGCAGCAUAUCAAAGGCAGGCCUCCGACUGGGCCUUGAUUUGAUAUAGUCAAUUCAUAUAAAUCCGCAAUCAAUAUUUAAUUAAGCGUUCGACACAGUGGGUACAUUUCAUGUUUGCUGUAUGAUCCUGUUUAAUGGGAAGCCUAAGAUUAAUUGCAACGGCGAUGGAGGAGAGGAGUAGAGGAAGAGAGAGAUUGCCAUAUCCCCCCCC